UGCCACAUGGCGUUAAAAGUCAUCUGUUCAGAAUAGAAAUCGAACAAGUUCUAGUUUUGAACGUGUUUUUAUUUUGAAUCUAAUUUGUGGAAAAAUGAUUGCAUCUCCAGUCGUUAAGAGCGAUACAAAGCUGCAAGUAGAAAUUGAAGACGAAGAUAAAAAGCAUCCUACUUGUCCACAUGGACCAAUGAUCCUUUUCUAUAGGGAAACACCCAAUGAUGGCUAUUACAGCUGCUCGGCACAUCGCGAUAGCAAGUUAUGCCACUUUCGCAUUCCAGCGACUAGUUGGCAAGCACAAAAUUUGACGUAUACACCAAAGGAGCGGGAUUACCCCCUAACAAGGAGUGUUAAAAGUGCAGAUCCUACAAAUUAUCUUAGUGCACUCUCAAAGGAAGAGGCGCACGCACAGUAUUUUUUUGACGAGAAAGCUUUACGAUUCUUUGUGAAUCAAUGUCGUGUACUCAAAAUAAGCAAAGUCGUAUGCAUUGGUGCCCCACGUUUACAUUUCUAUUUGCGAAAAGAACCCAACAUGUGUAGUUUUCUACUUGAUUUGGACGAACGAUUUGCUGCCCACCUCUCGCCACAGGAGUUCUGCCUAUAUAACAUGUGUAACAAUCAUUUCUUUUAUAGCCGCCAACCUUUUGAACAAUUCUUGAAAUGUAAUGCCAAUGAACGUGUGCUCGUGAUGACGGAUCCACCAUUCGGCUGCCGCACCGAGCUCAUCGCAAACACACUGCGCUGCCUGACUAUUUUACAUAACCGUCUAAAUUGCAUGCCACAUACACCACUGCCCAUAUUUUGGGUGUAUCCGUAUUAUAAUGUUAAUCACAUAAAGCAGGAUAUGCCCGAGAUGGAAAUGUGCGACUAUAAAAUAAAUUACACCAAUCACACCCGCUAUACAGAUGUGGGUGUAGCCAGUCGCACUUAUGGCUCGCCAGUGCGUUUGUUUAGUAAUGUUCCACAGCAGCUGCUGCAGCUGCCCACGGAGGAGGCCUAUAAAUAUUGCACCAAGUGCAAACGCUACACGGCGGCUGAGAACUUGCACUGUAUUCGUUGCGAGACUUGCCCAUCACAAAAUGGCCAGACAUACAGGCACUGCGAACACUGCGGCGUCUGCGUAAAACCAAACUAUGUUCAUUGCUUUAAUUGCCGCAGAUGCUCACAGCGAGAGAAUCAUGACUGCGCUGUGUACCAGUCAAUGCAACGUUGUUGGAUAUGCCGGGAGAAGGGACACAUAGAGACCAAAUGCGUCACGUGGCUACAAAACAGGCGCAGACUGAAAGUCAAGCCAGAUAAAAGGCAUCCUCAGCGUUGCUUCAUAUGCGGACGGGCAGGACAACAUAACGAGUUAAAAUGCCCAAAGCGGUGUAGAUUCUUUAAAGAGAUUAAAUUUAUGAAUCAAGAAACUACCAUCGCCCUCUAAACAUGUUAGCACAACUAUUUAGAUUUUGAAUAUUGUAAAGAACGCAACUAAAGAAAUAUAAUCAGGUGAUAAUA
Molecule: messenger RNA, 1497 nt
Organism: Scaptodrosophila lebanonensis
Lineage: Eukaryota; Metazoa; Arthropoda; Insecta; Diptera; Drosophilidae
Product: rRNA N6-adenosine-methyltransferase ZCCHC4
Exons: 4
Coding region: 95-1423 (442 amino acids)
Biological process (GO): rRNA methylation
Cellular component (GO): cytoplasm; nucleolus
Molecular function (GO): rRNA (adenine-N6-)-methyltransferase activity
Source: RefSeq, a predicted model, not a curated record